Molecule: messenger RNA, 576 nt
Organism: Ogataea philodendri
Lineage: Eukaryota; Fungi; Ascomycota; Pichiomycetes; Pichiales; Pichiaceae
Exons: 2
Coding region: 1-576 (191 amino acids)
Source: RefSeq, a predicted model, not a curated record
AUGAGCGGUGAGGACACUGAGAUUGAGCGCAUUUUGGCCGCUUUCAAGCUGGAUCACUACUCCGUGCUGGGGGUCCAGCCAGGGAUUGCUACCGCGGACGUGAACAAGUUGUACCGCAAGAAGUCUUUGCUGAUCCACCCGGACAAGACGACCCAUCCGCGGGCCGUGGAGGCGUUUGAUCUGCUCAAAAAGGCGUCUGGCUCGCUACAGAACGAUAAGGAGCGCAAACAGCUCGACCAGAUCUGGACAGAUGCGCGCAAGGUGUUGAUCAGAGAAAACAAAUGGGCGGAAGACGACGACCGAUUGCGAGGCGACGAGUUUCUGGUCAGCUGGCGUGCAAAAGUGCGCGAGCUGCUGAUCGAGGAGGAGUUUAUACGAAGAGUGGAGCUGAAAAAGCAGCAGAACGAGGAGUUGAAGAAACGCAAGGAAAAAGAGGCCGAAAUCGAGCAACGACAGGAGGAAAAGCGUCUCAAGGACUCGUGGGAGAGCCGACGGGAAGAGCGCGUGUCUAGUUGGCGCAAAUUCACAGACAAGAACGAGAAGAAGAAGAAGAAGCGUAAAGGUGUUUUGGUGUGA